Molecule: messenger RNA, 1895 nt
Organism: Metopolophium dirhodum (rose-grain aphid)
Lineage: Eukaryota; Metazoa; Arthropoda; Insecta; Hemiptera; Aphididae
Gene: PIG-A
Product: phosphatidylinositol N-acetylglucosaminyltransferase subunit A
Exons: 11
Coding region: 471-1811 (446 amino acids)
Biological process (GO): GPI anchor biosynthetic process
Cellular component (GO): glycosylphosphatidylinositol-N-acetylglucosaminyltransferase (GPI-GnT) complex
Molecular function (GO): phosphatidylinositol N-acetylglucosaminyltransferase activity
Source: RefSeq, a predicted model, not a curated record
AUGUGUAACAUGAAUUAAAGUAUGUUUUAAUUCGUGAUGUGUUAUGUGUACAAUAAUAAUGGAUUAUGCAAGGCCACAAUUAAUAUUUAUUAAAUUAAUUAGUAUCUAUAUCUGUGUGCAAGGUUUCGGCAAUUUAGAAUAUUAUCUUAUCUAUCUACCACGGAAUAAGACAAUUUAGACAAUGUAUCUACUAUCAAUAUUCAACUCAUUCCGGCAUUUCGCCAUUAUUAUUUGUUCUUGUUACUCAAAAAGUCAAAACUCAUUAUUCAAUAUUCAUUAAUAAUAUUUUGAUUUAAAUAUUUCAUAUUUAUUAGUAUUUAGUUAAUACUUACCUACUACCACAGAGUACAGACUACAGAGACGGAAUAUAAACUGAAAUUCUUAUUUCUUAUUUACAAUCGAAUUAUAAUUUUUCAUAUCCAUAAUCCUUUUCCGAUUCUCCCGAACUAUUGAACAACGACUUACGGUCAAUGAGUGUGCAUUUCAAAAUGAAACACAAAAUUUGUAUGGCAUCAGAUUUCUUCUACCCAAACAUGGGAGGUGUGGAAGAACAUAUAUUCAAUUUGUCACAAUGUCUUUUAAUGAAAGGAUAUAAAGUUAUCGUCUUAACUCAUUCAUACCAAGACAGAGUUGGAGUACGUUAUAUGACAAAUGGAUUGAAAGUGUACUAUUUGCCAAUCAAACCAUUCUAUAACCAAUGUGUCUUACCGUCAAUGGUUUCUUCUUUACCAUUGAUUAGAUAUGUUUUAGUUCGAGAACAAAUAACUAUUAUACACGGGCAUUCAGCAUUUUCAACUUUAGCUCAUGAAACAAUGAUGAUUGGUCGUUUACUUGGCAUCCAAACAGUAUUCACAGACCAUUCACUAUUUGGAUUUGCUGACACUUCAGCUAUUAUAACAAACAAAUUUUUAGAAAUGUCAUUAGCUGAUUGUAAUCACUGUAUUUGUGUAUCACAUAUUGGUAAGGAAAAUACAGUAUUACGAGCUCGCGUUAAUCACCAUAGAGUUUCAGUCAUACCGAAUGCUGUUGAUACAACAGCAUUUGUUCCCAAGUUGGAAUUAAGAACAACAAAUAAAAUAACAAUUGUCGUGGUUAGUCGCUUGGUUUAUAGAAAAGGUGUUGAUUUGUUAGCUCAAAUUAUUGCUGAUGUUUGCUUGAAAAAUCAAAAGGUUCAAUUUAUUAUUGGAGGUGAUGGUCCUAAACGUGAAUUACUUGAAGACAUACGUAACAAUUUGAAUAUUGGUGAACAAGUAACAUUAUUAGGUAGCUUGGAGCAUUCACAAGUAUGCAAUGUACUUAACCGCGGGCAUAUAUUUUUAAAUACAUCCUUAACAGAAGCAUAUUGUAUGGCUAUUGUUGAAGCUGCAUCUUGUGGAUUAAAGAUUGUUAGUACAAGAGUAGGUGGCAUACCUGAAGUAUUACCUCCAGAACUAAUAAUUUUAACUGAACCUAAUGUCCCAUCUAUACUCCAAGGAUUAUACAAAGCUAUAAACCAAGUAAAUAGCGAACUUGGAGUACCACCAAUUGAAUGUCAUCAAAAAGUACAAUCACUUUAUAACUGGAUGAAUAUUGCCAAAAGAACAGAGAUAGUGUAUAAUAUGGUUUCAUUAGAACCACCAAAAAGUUUAGGAAAACAAUUGCGCAGCUACAUACCAACUGGAGUAUAUCCAUUUUUACUGGUAGUAUCAUUCAUGCACAUAUUGCUAAGACUCCUAGAUUGGUGGAUUCCACGUUCAGAUAUAGAUCUGGCUAAGGAUUAUAAAAUCGAGGAUAGUCAAGUAAAUUCUAAUUCGCCAGUUUUUGAAAACUAAUAGUACACAUUUUGUAAAAUUGUUAUUUAUUCUAUAAAAUUUAUUUUAAAUAUAACAGUUCUAAAAUAAACUUAUUUAUGGACG